AUUCAAAAUCCCUCUCCAAAAACAUUUGCGUUUUAGUGCGCCAAUAAAUCGACCCUCCCACCACUCCCAAAACCCAGACCACUCCCUCCACUGUUCAUCUUCAUCCUCACUUUACUGUUCUUCACUCUCCACCGCCGAAUAGUCAUAAUGGGUACUCAAGUUUCCGACCUCCCCUGCGACGGAGACGGAGUCUGCAUGGCGUGCAAGGGAAAACCGUCAGCAGACGAGAGCUUGAUUUGCAACACAUGCGUCACUCCCUGGCAUGUUGCCUGCCUCUCCGUACGCCCGGAGUCGAUGUCUGACGCUGUCCGGUGGGAAUGUCCGGACUGUUCUCCACCCCCCACUGAAGAUAUUCAUCUUGCAGUGAAGGCGGCGUCGGUAGUGCAGGCUUCUUCGUCGGCCGGCGACCUGAUUGCAGAAAUUCGGGCUAUUGAAGCCAACGAGUCCCUGACCGACAGGGAGAAGGCCAAGAAAAGGCAAGAGCUCUUGAGUGGGGGCGUUAAGGCUGUUGAGGCCGACUCCCGGCAGAAAAACAGCUGUGGAAACAACGAGGUUCUCAAUCUCCUGGAUGAGAGCUUGAACUGCUCCAUAUGUAUGCAGCUCCCAGACAGGCCUGUUACGACUCCAUGUGGCCACAAUUUUUGCUUGAAGUGCUUUGGCAAGUGGGUUGGUCAGAAUAAGCUCACUUGUGCAAAUUGUCGUGCUAAUAUUCCUCACAAAAUGGCUAGUCAACCUCGAAUCAAUUCUGCACUUGUUAUGGCAAUCAGGAUGGCUAAGUUGUCAAAACAAAACGUGUCCGAAGGAACUUCAAGAACGUACCAUCUUAUUCACAAUCAAAACAGACCGGAUAAAGCAUUUACAACGGAGCGGGCUAAAAAAGCUGGAAAGUCUAAUGCUGCAAGUGGAAAAAUUUUUGUCACUAUACCAAAAGACCAUUUUGGACCAAUUCCUCCGGAACACGAUCCACAACGAAAUUUGGGUGUCUUAGUUGGAGAAAGUUGGGAAGAUAGGCUUGAGUGUAGACAAUGGGGUGCUCACUUUGUGCAUGUUGCUGGAAUUGCUGGUCAAGGAGACUAUGGGGCUCAAUCAGUUGCGCUUUCUGGUGGAUAUGUAGAUGAUGAGGACCAUGGAGAGUGGUUCCUCUACACAGGAAGUGGUGGAAGAGACUUGAGUGGAAAUAAAAGGACAAACAAGGAUCAAGCAUUUGAUCAAAAAUUUGAAAGGGGUAAUGAAGCCCUACGUCUCAGUUGCCGCAAAGGAUAUCCUGUCCGUGUAGUGAGAUCGUUCAAGGAGAAGCGGUCUUCAUAUGCUCCAGAGAAGGGAGUACGCUAUGAUGGAAUUUACAGGAUAGAGAAAUGUUGGCGCAAAGAUGGAAUUCAAGGAUAUAAAGUUUGUCGGUAUCUGUUUGUACGGUGUGAUAAUGAACCUGCUCCAUGGACAAGUGAUCACAUUGGGGACCGCCCUAGGCCAUUGCCUAAUAUUAAGGAGUUAAAGUGUGGUGCUAUCGAUAUAACUGAAAGAAAGGGAGACCCUGCUUGGGAUUUUGAUGAGGAAAAAGGUUGUUGGCUUUGGAAAAGACCUCCUCCAGCUAGUAGAAUGCCCAACUGUGAAAUGGAUGAAGAUGGAAAUGUUGUGAAGAAAGUUAAGCCAUCCAAAAAGAAAGUAUCCAUGAAGGAAAGGCUCCUAAAGGAGUUCAGCUGUCUUAUUUGCCGCAAAGUGAUGGUUGAUCCUCUCACUACACCGUGUGCCCAUAACUUCUGCAAGGCGUGUUUAGAAGCCUCUUUUACAGGCCAAUCUUUCAUGAAACAGAGGACUUGUGGUGGAAGAAGGACAUUGCGGACACAGAAGAAUGUAAUGGGUUGCCCGUCUUGCAAGAAUGAUAUAUCCGACUUCCUCCAGAAUCCACAGGUUAAUAGGGAGUUGAUGGCUUUAAUUGAAUCCCUCCAGUCCAAAGUUGAGGAAGAGAACAUGGAGUCCAGCGAAGUUAAUGUCAACUCUGAUGGUGUAGAUGAAGAGGGAAGUGAAGAAAUUGAAGAAGGAUGUGAUGAAGAGAAUAAAGAGAUUUGUGAUAUGGAUGAGGAUAAUAUGAAGAACACAAAGGUUGACCAAGUUGAGAAGCCAACUUCUGAACAAAAACCCUCUUUGAAGAGGAAACUAGGCACCAAGGGAAAGAACACCGAAGCAACAGGUGAAGUUAAAAAAACCAAGUAAAAUGCAGGGCACUGCAAAUAAAUGUAUGCGACUAACUACUAAGAGUAGGGCUUAAUCCAGUUUGGGUUCCUAGUCAAAAUUGGAUAUCCAAAAAACUUAACAAGCAUUUUUAGUUUUCUGGAUAUUCAAAGCCUAAACUGAACCAUGUGUGGUCUUGAACCUAGUUUUUGGGGACUGAAUUUUUGAUUAGCUUUUGUGACAAACUGAAUUGCUCUUCUAGUUUUAAAACAUUAAAGCUUGCUAUUGUGAUCUAUAUUAUCGCUAUUUGAUUUCCC
Molecule: messenger RNA, 2486 nt
Organism: Cuscuta europaea
Lineage: Eukaryota; Viridiplantae; Streptophyta; Magnoliopsida; Solanales; Convolvulaceae
Source: the annotation of a GenBank genome assembly